AUGGCGAAACAUAUGGGGUCAAAGUCACUUGUAAUGGAAGGCUUGAUAUGGCGCAUUUGCGAUGGCACGCAGAUAGAUAUUUACUCAGACCCUUGGCUUACAGACGAGCAGGGGAGCUUUGUGCAAACUACGAACUCAGGUACAGUGAAGUUGGUGAGCGAGCUGAUUGAUAGCACAACCCACAAGUGGAAUUUUGACUUGCUUAACUCCCUCUUCUCUGAGAGGGACGUCAACUGCAUCCUUUCUAUCCCCAUCAGUAUUUGUGGGAGAGAUGAUUGCCUAACCUGGGCAUAUUCGAAGGACGGUCUUUACUCCUUCAAGACCGCAUAUAUGCUCGAAAAGUCCUGUAACUUCAGCAAUUUCCACAAGGCAUGGGGGGUUGUUGAAACUAUGCACCAUGCUCUUUUUGAUUGUCAAGCUGUACGUGAUUUAUGGAGGGAGUGCGAAUGCAAGGCUUUGGUAUGCAGGGAUAAGAAUGAAGACUUCAAAUAUGUGUUUGAAGAAUGGAAAAAACUAGAUGUUCCCUUGAGACAACGUGGGGCCGCGCUUCUUUGGUGGGCUUGGGGUAGACGCAACUACAAGGUCUUUAAUAAUAAGGACACCCCCCACCUGCUUGUUCGGGAGAGGGUAUUGCGUCUGGUUGAGGAGCAAGGGAAGUAUAGCAAACACAUCUACGAUCAUUGGAGAAGUCCCACCACAACCAGCCCCAAGGUUUGCAAACACCCGCCUUCUAGCUUUGUUAAGGUCAACUGCGAUGCAUCGUUGAGUGAACAAGGGUGGAUUGGUCAUGGGGCAACAGCGAGGGACUCACAGGGAGCAGUUAUCUUUGCUGGUACUCGAAGAAUGAGAGGGAAGUGGCCCCCGAAGAUUGUUGAAUGCAAGGCUGUACUCUUUGCAGUAAAGCUCGCCAAGAAGUAUAGGCUUGUUAGGUUAUGA
Messenger RNA from Spinacia oleracea (spinach), 936 nucleotides. RefSeq lists its product as uncharacterized. Lineage: Eukaryota; Viridiplantae; Streptophyta; Magnoliopsida; Caryophyllales; Amaranthaceae. The transcript is spliced from 2 exons. The coding region runs from base 1 to 936 and encodes 311 amino acids. The record is from RefSeq and is a predicted model, not a curated record.